Messenger RNA from Carlito syrichta (Philippine tarsier), 4337 nucleotides. It is a transcript of the gene CLPB, whose product is annotated as ClpB homolog, mitochondrial AAA ATPase chaperonin. Gene Ontology annotation, molecular function: protein binding; ATP hydrolysis activity; ATP binding. The transcript has 16 exons. The record is from RefSeq and is a predicted model, not a curated record. Gene Ontology annotation, cellular component: mitochondrion; cytoplasm. The coding region runs from base 165 to 2228 and encodes 687 amino acids. NCBI's taxonomy places the organism in Eukaryota, Metazoa, Chordata, Mammalia, Primates, Tarsiidae. Gene Ontology annotation, biological process: cellular response to heat.
UUCGUUUCCCAGCUGCCGGAAGACCUAGGGCUGUGGACUACCUCUCCCGCGAGGUAGUGCACAAUUCCAGCCGUUCGCGUCGUAUUCGAACGCGCCGCGGCAGCCAUGUUGGACGUGGCCAGCACAGGGGCCGGCACCAGGGGCUCAUCGGAGUAGCUGUCACGAUGCUGGGGUCCUUGGUGUUGAGGAGAAAAGCGCCGGCGCCGCGGCUCCUCCUCCAGCUCCUCAGGUCCCCAUCGCUCCGGAUGCACGGAGGUGCUUCCGGUCCGAGCUUGGCCACCGGGGGUCGCGGGGAGCCUCAGUGGCUGAGGGCAGCCGUCGGGGGGCGUCCUGGAACAUCGCCGGCCUCGCGUCCCAGACGCGGGGCAGCCAGCGCGGGGCGCCAGAAAGGGCGUGUAGAGACUCACUGCUUCGCGGCUGCCACGUGGGGACGUGUUCCUAGCCCCGAAGAAACACUCCCGGGGCAGGACAGCUGGAACGGAGUCCCCAACAGAGCAGGGCUGGGCAUAUGGGCCCUCGCCACAGCGCUGGUAGUUCAUUGCUACAGCAAGAAUCCCUCCAACAAGGAUGCAGCCCUGAUGGAAGCUGCUCGUGCCAACAAUGUGCAAGAAGUCAGCAGGCUAUUGUCAGAAGGUGCAGAUGUCAAUGCAAGGCACAAACUUGGCUGGACAGCACUCAUGGUGGCAGCUAUCAGCCGAAACGUCAGUGUGGUGCAGCUCCUACUUGCUGCUGGGGCUGACCCAAACCUUGGGGAUGAUUUCAGCAGUGUUUAUAAGACCGCCAAGGAACAGGGAAUCCAUUCUUUGGAAGUCUUGGUUACCCGAGAGGAUGACUUCAACAACCGACUGAACAACCGCGCCAGCUUUAAGGGCUGCACAGCCCUGCACUACGCUGUCCUUGCAGAUGACUACCGCACUGUCAAGGAACUGCUUGAUGGAGGAGCCAACCCCCUGCAGAGGAAUGAAAUGGGACAUACACCCUUGGAUUACGCCCGAGAGGGAGAGGUGAUGAAGCUUCUGAAGACUUCUGAGGCUAAAUACCAGGAGAAGCAGCGAAAACGUGAGGCCGAGGAGCGGCGCCGCUUCCCCCUGGAGCAGCGACUGAAGGAACACAUCAUUGGCCAGGAGAGUGCUAUUGCCACAGUGGGUGCUGCGAUCCGGAGGAAGGAGAAUGGCUGGUACGAUGAAGAACACCCUCUGGUCUUCCUCUUCUUGGGAUCAUCUGGAAUAGGAAAAACAGAACUGGCCAAGCAGACAGCCAAAUAUAUGCACAAAGAUGCCAAAAAGUGGACAUGGUACCUGUUUGUUUCCACACAGGGCUUCAUCAGACUGGACAUGUCUGAGUUCCAGGAGCGACAUGAGGUGGCCAAGUUUAUUGGGUCUCCACCAGGCUAUGUUGGCCACGAGGAGGGUGGCCAACUGACCAAGAAGUUGAAGCAGUGCCCCAAUGCCGUGGUGCUCUUCGAUGAAGUAGACAAGGCCCAUCCAGAUGUGCUCACCAUCAUGCUGCAGCUGUUUGAUGAGGGCCGGCUGACAGAUGGAAAAGGGAAGACCAUUGAUUGCAAGGAUGCCAUCUUCAUCAUGACCUCCAACGUGGCCAGUGAUGAGAUUGCACAGCACGCACUGCAGCUGAGGCAGGAGGCUUUGGAGAUGAGCCGUAACCGUAUCGCUGAAAACCUUGGAGAUGUCCAGAUUAGUGACAAGAUCACCAUCUCCAAGAACUUCAAGGAGAAUGUGAUUCGCCCCAUCCUAAAAGCUCACUUCCGGAGGGACGAGUUUCUGGGACGGAUCAAUGAAAUUGUCUACUUCCUCCCCUUCUGCCACUCGGAGCUCAUCCAACUCGUCAACAAGGAACUAAACUUCUGGGCCAAGAGAGCCAAGCAAAGGCACAACAUCACACUGCUCUGGGACCGAGAGGUGGCAGAUGUGUUGGUCGAUGGCUAUAAUGUGCACUAUGGCGCCCGCUCCAUCAAGCAUGAGGUAGAACGCCGUGUGGUGAACCAGCUGGCGGCAGCUUACGAACAGGACCUGCUGCCAGGGGGCUGUACUCUGCGCAUCACUGUGGAAGACUCAGACAAGCAACUGCUCAAAAGCCCAGAACUGCCCUCACCCCAGGCUGAGAAGCGUCUACCCAAGCUGCGACUAGAGAUCAUCGAUAAGGACAGCAAGACCCACAGGCUGGACAUCCAGGCACCACUACACCCUGAGAAGGUGUGCUAUACCAUCUAGCAUCUAGCAGCCUGCCUACGUGUGCCCUCACAUCUAAUAAAGGCCCCUUGGCUGUGGCAUGGCAACUGACCUAUCUUCCCCUCGUGCCUCUCCCUCCUCGCUACACAGCCUAAGGCCUGCUCGCCUCCUCACAGCCCCUGGAAGACCCUCAGCCCCAAAGCCUGAAGCAGGGGUUUUGCCCUACCCUGGCCCCUCGGUUGUGGGCCCAUAAUCUGCUAACAAGCCUCCAGGAGAGGAGCUUCCUGUGCACCCCCUUCAAGGCAAGGGGGAGGGAGGUUCCUUGUCUGUGUCCUUCAGAAUGAUCCCCAAGCCCCAUAGUCCCUGGAACUUUAUCAUGUCCCCAGGAAGUUCAGGAGUGUGGCAGCUAAGAACAGAUAUGGCUGAAAGAAGAUGAGGACCAAGCUGUACCUGCCACCCUCUGCCAGCCUGCAUGCCACUCAGUCCCCAGAAUGUCACUGGGAGCAGAGAAAGAGGGCAGAGGCCCAGGCACAUGGAUGAUUCUGCAGUUUAAUCUAUACCGCCUCAUGUCCUAAAAUUCUAAGAGGAAGGGACCCAUAGAAGCUUUCCUCUUCCCACUGCUGUAUUAUGCCCACUGUUCUUCACCCCAUGUUCUGGGGUCAGACCAAACCAUGUUUCUCCAGCCUUGGGAACUAGGUCAGGUUAGGACACCUCUAGGAGGGGGCCUGACUUGUUCAUUACUCUACCCUAUUCCAGGACCCUACUCUGGGACAGAACAGCAGUCCCAGAUGACCAAGCACGCUCAGCUCUGUGGGGACUUCCUUCAGGAGACCAACAGUGUAGACAUUGGGAAGCUGUAGGGGGAGAGAUCAUGGGACAGGGCUCUACCCAAGUAGCCAUGGAGUCUGCCUCAGCCUUGUCUGUACUGCUGUUCUAGCUUUAUUAGCCUGGAAUAUACAUGCAGUUUAUUCAGUCUACAUAUUAGUCCCUAAGCAGAAGUCUAGACACCAUACCUCAAAGGCAGACCAGCUGUGUUUCAACCGCAGCCAAGCAAGGCACGACAAGGCCCAGUGCGUUCGUGGGCACCACCUGCAGUAGCCACCACUGAUAACUACUCCAUCCACCUUCCUCCUGCUGGGCCUUCAUGCAACCCUCCUGUGGUGUUAGCUAGUCUCUUUCAGGAAGCAGAGAAUGGAGGCAGGAAUCAAAGUCCCUUUGGUAAUGGAAGAAUGUCCUAACAAUAUAGUGGGUGCAAUCAGAGUCAGGGCAUGGGCUCUAGCAGAUGCUCCCACAAUCACUGUCUAGUCCCUCAGGAGUUGUGUCUGCUAUUCCCUACCUCAGUGACUGCUGUUCUUUUUGUUGUUUUUCACUUUUUGUUUUUAAAUAGUUUUUACUUACAGAAAGUUGUAUAAAUAGAGAAUUUCCAUGUACUCUUCACUCAGCUUCUCCCAAUAUUGGUAUCUUACAAAACCAUACUGUAGUUGUCAGAACUAGGAAGUUAACAUUGAUAAAAUACUGUUAACUAAUCUGUGGAUGUUGAAAUUUUGCCAUUUUUUCCCCUGAUGUUUUUACUGGUCCAGAAUCCAAUCCAGGAUCCUGCAUUGAUUCUGUUGUGUUACCUUUAUCUCUGUCAGCCUGUGGCAGUUUCUCCAUCUUUUUUUGUCUUUCAUGACCUUGACACUUUUGAGGAGUCCAGUCCAGUUAUUUUGUAGAGUAUACCUCAAUUUGAGCUUGUCUAGUGUUUUCAUAUGAUUGGACUGAGAGUCUGCAUUCUUGGCAAGACCACCACAGAAGUGAUUUGUAACCUUCUUAGUGCCUCCUAGCAAGGGGUGGUGUGAGCUUUGAUCACAUGGCUAAGGUCGUGGGUUUUGCCACUGUAAGAUUAUGAGUUUUUCCUUGAAAUGAAUAAGAAUCUUCUAGGGAGAUUCUUUGAAACUGUGUAAAUGUCUUAUUUAUCCUUGUAAUUUUGUCUACUGAUUUUAGCUUCCAUCAUCAUCUGUUCUUGCUUAUAACAGGAUUAAUGUUUUAUUUGCUUAAUGAUUACUUCUAUUUCCUUUUUCCAUGUAUAUAUGUAUUAAUUGAUACUAUACUGUAAAGAAGACCUGUCCUCCCCCCCCCAUUUACUUGAUAAUUUCAGUAUGAACUAAUGAA